Messenger RNA from Emericellopsis cladophorae, 1368 nucleotides. RefSeq names its product glycoside hydrolase family 76. The coding region runs from base 1 to 1368 and encodes 455 amino acids. NCBI's taxonomy places the organism in Eukaryota, Fungi, Ascomycota, Sordariomycetes, Hypocreales, Bionectriaceae. The transcript has 3 exons. Gene Ontology annotation, biological process: carbohydrate catabolic process; fungal-type cell wall biogenesis. The record is from RefSeq and is a predicted model, not a curated record. Gene Ontology annotation, molecular function: mannan endo-1,6-alpha-mannosidase activity.
AUGAGGGGACUUCACAACAUGCCGCUCUGCGCGGCCAUCCUCCUCAGUCACAGCCUGUUUGGCGUGGCGGCAGCGGACCUGGCUAUUGACUCACGCGACGACAUGGUCGAAACAGCUGGCAUUCUCGCCGAGGACGUCAUGUCUUACUACGACGGCGACAAAGCCGGCCACAUACCGGGCGUUCUGGGCCAGCGAGAAAUCCACUUUUACCAGAGCGGAAUAUUCAUGGGCACCUUUGUCAACUACUUCCACCUCACGGGCGACGAAACCUACAACGACCUUGUCCAGCAAGGUGUGCUGUUCCAAGUCGGCCCCGACGAGAACUUCAGUCCUUACAACCAGACAACCAGACUCGGAAAUGAUGACCAGUGCUAUUGGGCCCUCACAGCCAUGGCGGCUGCCGAGUAUGAAUUUCCUGACCCGCCCAAGGGCGAGCCGCAAUGGCUAGACCUCGCCAAGACCGUCUACAGCGACCAGGUCGAUCGACUCGACAACAAGUGCGGUGGCGGCCUGCGUUGGCAGAUAAUCAACCUUAACGUCGGGUACAACUACAAGAACGUAAUUUCGAGCGGGUGCUUGGCCAACCUCGCCGCGCGUCUGGCCCUCCACACGGGCGACGACAAGUACGUCGAUACCGUUGAGGAGCUCUGGGACUGGCUCUCAGAAUCGGACCUCAUAGAUGCAGACUCUGGGGCCGUCUACGAUGGGAUCGUAAUCUCAAAUGAUGACUGCGACGCGGACGCUUUGCAGGUAUCGCACAAUGCUGCCAUCUUGACCUAUACGGCGGCCGUCAUGUACAACCAUACCGACGGCUCAGAUACCUGGCGUCAACGGCUCGAGAAGCUCUCCGGGUCGUUGCUCGAUACGUUCUUCGACGAUGGCGUGGCCAUUGAGGCGCAGUGUGAACCUUACCUGCUCUGUACACUCGACAUGCCCACCUCAAAGGGCCUCAUGCUGCGCUGGUUGGCAUCCACGGCCCGUCUUGCUCCGUUCCUCGCGGACAAGAUCCAAUCGAAACUGAAGACCACGGCCCAGGCUGCUAUUGACCAUUGCGAGGGCGACAAGUCGGAGCGCGAGUGUAGUGUCUAUUGGUCCAACGACAGCUUUAUCAAGCCUGAAGAAAGUGGACUUCUCGAGAAGUUGGCCGUCCUGUCGUCUGUGCAGGGUCUCCUCGCUCUUUCAGACGAUGUCACGGCCAAGAAUUCGGCUGACAAGGACGAGACUUCGGACAACAGCUCGGAUGAGGAUGAGUCCACACCCCCAAAGCCAGGGUCGCCCGAGGAACCGGAUGAACCGGAUGCGGCACACAAGCAGGUAUCAGUGGCUCAUCUCUUGCUGCUUGGGUGCGCUGCGUUGGCUUUGGUCUAA